Magnolia sinica is the source of this 603-nucleotide messenger RNA. RefSeq lists its product as uncharacterized. Lineage: Eukaryota; Viridiplantae; Streptophyta; Magnoliopsida; Magnoliales; Magnoliaceae. The transcript is spliced from 4 exons. The record is from RefSeq and is a predicted model, not a curated record. The coding region runs from base 65 to 370 and encodes 101 amino acids.
CGUUUUGCUGUCUCUCUUUCACUCUCUCUCUCUCGAUCUCGAAACCUCGAAUACCUCCGUAGCGAUGGCAGUGUUGGCAGCGGCUGCGGUGCGCCAAGCCGCGUCUCUAUCCCGGCUCACUUCUACUACAUCGCCGGCUCAAACCGCCAGACUACUCCAGCGGCGCGGCCUUGCAGGCGGUGGAGAUCCUCAUGGACCUCCAAGGAUUAAUUUCUGGCAGGAUCCAAUGAGCCCAUCUAAAUGGAAAGAAGAGCAUUUUGUUAUUGUCUCUUUAACUGGAUGGGGGUUGCUCAUAUAUGGAGGCUUCAAGGCCUUCUCUGGAGGCAAGAAAGACAAAAAAGAAGAGAAAGUUACAGAAGCGGCCCACUAGACUUGAUGGGGUUGCAUGACUGGUUUUAGUUCAUCAUUCUCACCUGGAAAUAAAGCGUUUGGCUGGGACAUGGCAAUCUCUUGGAAAUGUUAUUUCUUAGAUUUUACAAGACAUCAGUUUUGGGUUAGCUUAUAACUUGCUCUUGGAUUAAGGGCGAUAAAUGCUGAGAUCUGUUUUUUGUUUUGCAUUUCUGAUAUGAGAACUUUGGUGCAUUGUAUUUGGUUUUCUUUCAA